This is a messenger RNA of Callithrix jacchus (white-tufted-ear marmoset), 616 nucleotides long. It is a transcript of the gene SPRN, whose product is annotated as shadow of prion protein. Gene Ontology annotation, cellular component: membrane; nucleus. The record is from RefSeq and is a predicted model, not a curated record. NCBI's taxonomy places the organism in Eukaryota, Metazoa, Chordata, Mammalia, Primates, Cebidae. Gene Ontology annotation, molecular function: nucleic acid binding. Gene Ontology annotation, biological process: protein import into nucleus.
GUUUUGCCCCACGAAGAUGAACUGGGCACCCGCGACGUGCUGGGCUCUGCUGCUGGCAGCCGCCUUCCUCUGCGACAGCGGCGCGGCCAAGGGCGGCCGCGGAGGGGCGCGAGGCAGCGCCCGGGGAGGACUCCGCGGGGGGGCGCGUGGGGCCUCGAGGGUGCGCGUGAGGCCAGCACCACGCUACGGUGCUCCGGGCUCCUCCCUGCGCGUGGCUACAGCAGGGGCGGCGGCGGGGGCGGCGGCGGGGGCGGCGGCGGGAGCUGCCGCGGGCCUGGCGACGGGCUCGGGCUGGAGAAGGGCCGCAGGGCCCGGGGAGCGCGGCCUGGAGGACGACGAGGACGGGGUUCCCGGAAGCAACGGGACCGGCAUCUACAGCUACCGGGCGUGGACUUCGGGCGCUGGGCCCACGUGCCACCCGCGCCUCUGCCUCGUGCUGGGCGGCACCCUCCUGGGGCUGCUGCGGCCCUAAGCCAGGCUGGGCACGGGGAUCACAUCUGGUUCCCGGCCCAUGCCGUUCCCCAAGUUCUCAGGCCGGGACUCCACUCCCUCCCUUGCCCACAGCCUUGAGCCCCAGUGGGGACAGGAGCUGCAGGCUGUCCCUGUGGACCCGCCA